AAUCCUCUCGACAGAGGCAUGAGGCGGGUGAUGUGUAACAGAGAGAACGAGAGAGUGAGAGAAGAGAGCGAGACCAUGUGUACGAGAGGGUGAUGGGAGACAGAGUGACAGUGAGAGAGAAAGACACUCCACAUUGAGACAGAGGAUUGCAGGGAAGGAAGGGAGGGGUGGCGGUAGAAUCCCUCAUUCCAAUAGAACAGGAGAAGAGAACCGAGACGGCACAAGGGAGGCAUUCUUGCAAGCACAAGUGAACCAGCGAUCAGGCUAGCAAUCAAAGCACAUUUACCAGAUAAGGAAAUAGGGAGGGAGGAGAGCGAAAGAGAGAGGUCUGAAGGGGGGAAUGUGGCAUGCUUACGUAGUUUGACAGAGAUCGAGUGAGAGAGUGAACCAGAGAGAGUGAGGGAGUGCUGAAAGGAGAGGGAGGAACAAGGAGCGAGACCUAGAGAGAAAUAGGUAAUCAGAGAGACUGAGCUCAGAACACAAACAUAAGGAGAGGGGAAAGGAGGGAGCAAGGAGAGAGAAAGAGCAAAGAGAGGGAGAGAAGAGAGAGAUGAUGGUUUUCCAGGAGGAUAGCCACUCAUCCCUGCUCUCUGCGGCAGACAUGACUCCAGGCGGAGGACUCUGCUGGAAUUAGCCAGAGGGACGAUAGAGGACAGCAGGUCUGCAGCACCACUGCCUAAGUGUAUGCAGCAAGGCAGCUGAUUGAGUGUGUGUGCCGGCGUUUAUUUUGCCUUUUUUUUACUGUUUCUUGUAGUGAUUGGGGGUGGAGGAGCCAACGCUUCUCAUGACAAUGAAUUUCAGUAAGCAAUACAGUGCAUGGCAGGAGCUUUAUGUGCAAAUGUGUCUUUACAUCAUAGUGUAGUAAAUAUAGGGAGGAUUCAGGCAGUGACAGUCGGUCCUCGAGUUUGAGCGUGUGUGUGUGUGUGUGUGUGUGUGGAGGUGAGCAGAGGAGGGGUCAGCUGGGUGCAGUGUGUUGGGUUAGAGGAGGCAGGGUACAGAGAAGGUACUGAACACAAUGCAAGGACAAGAGCUUCACACCGAUGGGAGGGAGUGCAUCUGAGGUACCAGGACAGCCCUGGGGGUAGGGUGGAGGACAGAGCGAGAGUGGGCAGGGAAGAGCGGGAGUGAGGGGGAGGAGGGAGAGAGAGAGCAAGAUCAUGGCUGUCACAUACAGUAAGCUAUAGCAUAGAUCUGAGUGGUGCAGCAGGGGGAAGACAAGCUUCACUACACAGGGAGGGGGAGGGAGGGAGGGAGAGAAGAGGAGAGGCAGAAGGCAUCACUCCUCUGCCAGGAAGAGCAGAGCACAACGGGACCGGACCGAGGGAGGGCACACACGUUCACCCCCACACUGUCACUCCCAUAGAGAACCAUCGGCCAGGUCAACGAGUAGAGGUCAGAAGAAGCUGGUGUGGGACGGGGGCGGAUGCGCCCCCUCUGGCUGGGGACCGUCAGGAGCGCUGAGCCCAGGAGGAGGGGGAGGAGGAGCGGGAGGAAGAGGGGGAGAGCCCCGGAGACCCGGUUCCUCCUUAGGCUGAACCUGUCUUUCAAUGACCAUGGGGGAGUGGACCAUUCUGGAGCGGCUGCUCGAGGCUGCUGUCCAGCAACAUUCUACCAUGAUUGGGAGGAUCCUGCUGACUGUAGUAGUGAUCUUCCGUAUUUUGAUAGUAGGUAUAGUGGGUGAAAAGGUCUAUGAGGACGAGCAGAUAAUGUUCAUCUGCAACACUAUGCAGCCGGGCUGCAACCAGGCCUGCUAUGACAAGGCCUUCCCCAUAUCCCACAUCCGCUUCUGGGUCUUCCAGAUCAUCUUGGUGUGUACGCCCAGCCUGUGCUUCAUCACCUACUCUGUGCACCAGUCCGCCAAGCAGCGUGACCGCAGUUACUCCAUGCUGCACCCCUACAUAGACCARGGUCARGCAAGUCACCACYGUCGRGGAGGCGARCACCACGCCCGCAAGCUGCGCAACAUCAACGGUAUCCUGGUGCAGAACCCCGACAGCGGCAAGGAGGAGCAGGACCUGGAGGUCAAGGAGAUCCCAAAUGUACCCCGGGGGCUCACGCAGGCCAAGAGCGCCAAGGUGCGGCGGCAGGAGGGCAUCUCCCGCUUCUACGUCAUCCAGGUGGUGUUUCGUAACGUGCUGGAGAUCGGCUUCCUGGCAGGCCAGUACUUCCUGUAUGGCUUCAACGUGCCAGGGAUGUUUGAGUGUGACCGCUACCCCUGUGUGAAGGAGGUGGAGUGUUACGUGUCCCGCCCCACAGAGAAGACGGUGUUCCUGAUCUUCAUGUUUGCGGUGAGCGGCAUUUGUGUGCUGCUCAACCUGGCCGAGCUCAACCACCUGGGCUGGAGGAAGAUCAAGACGGCCGUCAGGGGUGUUCAGGCCCGCAGGAAGUCCAUCUGUGAGGUGCGUAAGAAGGACGUAUCGCAUGUGUCCCAGGCCCCCAACCUGGGCAGGACCCAGUCCAGUGAGUCAGCCUAUGUCUGACAGAGGCUCCUCCACAUGGGGGGACCUGGACCUCUGGACCGAGCACAGAUUUCUCUGGGGAGGACGAACACUCAACCCAGCUCCCCCCACCCUGAGGGGCACUAACUUAACACUGCAACAUUAUUCAGGGGUGCAGAGGGACUUCACAUGGCCAUACUGGAGGAUUAUUGGAGAGAAGAGCUUUUUGGACUCUACAGGAGAGAGAAAUGGCAGUUGAGGUGGCAGUUGAGAUGGCAGUUGAGGUACUAACUAAAGUUAGAUUUAAACUGUUGGGAGAGUUGUGCCUUCCAAGAGAACACACUGGAUAAAGAGGAGAUGGAACUAAUUACUGUAAGAAUAUGAAUUAAUGAUAGUUCAAAUUAAGAAAUAAGUCUCACAUAAAAUGUAUUAUCUUUGCCUUUGUGAGAGGUCAAACGUUGUCCCUUCAUUUAUUUAAGUAUGUGUGCAUAUGCAAGAACGUAUGUGUGAGCAUGCAUGCUCAUGUGUGUGUGUGUGUGUGUGCGCAAGAGAUAAGGCAGUGUGUAUGUCCUUUGUUCUGCAGAGUCAGAGCAGAGACGAUGGGUGAAGUUGAGUUGCUGAGGGAAUGGAAACAUUCCUUCUUUCCGUUAUUUUCCUUCCCUGCGGCAGCUCCACUACAAGGAGGAGCCAAGCAGAGGAGAUGCACCUUUUAUCAUCCCCUUAGAAACCCAGAAAAUAAUGCUUUAAAAUGUUUUAAAAAAUCAACACCAAAACUAUACCUCAGCACAAACUGGAACCCCUGUCCCCCCGUCCCCCCUCCCUGCACUAGCAUUCCUCCCAUAGCCCCCCCGUCCCCCCGUCCCCGUCCCCCCAUCGCUGUAUUAUGCAUUAUUUUAUAAGACUGACUACAGUAUGAAGCACUAAAGGAAUUAAUGGAAUUCCAACAAGCCCUUCUUUUUCCAUUACACAGGAAACAGAAGUAUUUACUCACAGAACAUUUUAACGUUUAACCCACAACUUUUUGCUUUACUAUCGAAUUUGGUGCCAUAUUUCCAAGUUACUGUAAAUAAUUGAAUGUAAUAAUAAUUGCAUAAAGCCAGCUUAUUCCCCUAUGAGGCAUGGGUGGGUGGGGGAAUGGCGGUGUUGGGUUGGGUGCUGGGAUUUGGGUGGUGCUGGAGAUUAAUCAUAGAUUGCCAGCUUUAAGCAUAUAUCAUAUUAAUGUGCUCUUUGUUAAGCUUUUGUUCUAUAAUGGAAAUUGUAAGUUCCAAAAAAGUAUUUUCCCUCCUAUGGACUUUGAAAAAGGCAUGUUACUGAAGCAUUAAUAGAAUGGAUAGAUUGUGUUAUGACAUGUAAUAAAAAAAGAGACUGUUUCAUUUAUUUGCAUCCUGCUCCUGUGACAUGUAAUAAUCAGCAUGUGUUAAGAUUAAAAAUGAUAUGAGAUGUGAACAUGGCACCCUGUAAUGGGGAUAUGGGGAGCGAAUAUUGGAAAGGCUCCAGAAUUGCAGCAAUAAUAUUAAUAAUAUAUUGCAGAAAAAAAUAAAUGA
Salvelinus sp. IW2-2015 is the source of this 3982-nucleotide messenger RNA. RefSeq names its product gap junction delta-2 protein. The record is from RefSeq and is a predicted model, not a curated record. Gene Ontology annotation, molecular function: gap junction channel activity. Gene Ontology annotation, cellular component: connexin complex. Gene Ontology annotation, biological process: cell-cell signaling. Lineage: Eukaryota; Metazoa; Chordata; Actinopteri; Salmoniformes; Salmonidae.